AUGAGAUUUCCUGUUGCUGCACUAUCUCUCGCAGCUACGUUCACUCCCAGCCUUGCUCGAUCAUCCGCAGUGAACGCGUCAGCAUUCGUGUCCAGCAACGGAGAUACUCAGAUUCUCGGAACCUCUAGUAAGCAGGACGCUCCUUUUUCCAGCACCUCAAGAAAAGGUUCUUCCGUCGAUUCCUUAAUGACGGACCCAAUCUAUCCCGGUACAGCAGUCGAACGCCUAAAUAACGUGAGACUUCGCGUUGCUGAAAUCAGCAAAGGGAACGACUUAAAUGGGCCUUGGGAAGACGUCCGACGAAGAAUUCUGUGGGCUGGAGGGUUGCGUGAUUUGUCGAACGCAAUUCCAGGCAAAGGGUACACAGGUCAUAGCUUUUCGGAUUACAAUCACGUCGAUCUAACCUGUAUGGUGGAGAAUGUGUCGGACAACGAAAACGACGGACGAGUCAAGAGAAUAGCACUAGGCAAUCAACUCGGCGAGGGUAUUCGUCUCGCUUCUCUUCCCGAAUUAGGGCCGGGUGGAAGUUGGUCUACGUGUGCUAUUGGGUGCAACAAAGAACCGCCGCAGGAUGUCGCCCACCUACAGUUUCGAGCUCGUAUUGCCUUCAAACUGGUUUGGGUGCCGAACGAAAACUUCGAUUCCUUUGUGCUAGUGGACGACGACGGCAAACUGUUGGGAAAGGGUAAGCCUUCCAAUACGGACGAAUUGCCUCCUAUGCGCGAACGGCAGCUCAAUUACCGUAUCGUGGAAGGCUCAAAGUAUGCUUUCGAAGCCGACAAACUGGCACGCAGUGUAGCUGCGGAGUAA
Molecule: messenger RNA, 810 nt
Organism: Phaeodactylum tricornutum CCAP 1055/1
Lineage: Eukaryota; Bacillariophyta; Bacillariophyceae; Surirellales; Neidiaceae
Exons: 3
Coding region: 1-810 (269 amino acids)
Source: RefSeq, a predicted model, not a curated record